Centruroides sculpturatus (bark scorpion) is the source of this 674-nucleotide messenger RNA. Its product is annotated as U8 snoRNA-decapping enzyme-like. The record is from RefSeq and is a predicted model, not a curated record. The coding region runs from base 54 to 659 and encodes 201 amino acids. Gene Ontology annotation, biological process: mRNA catabolic process; sno(s)RNA catabolic process. Lineage: Eukaryota; Metazoa; Arthropoda; Arachnida; Scorpiones; Buthidae. Gene Ontology annotation, cellular component: nucleus. The transcript is spliced from 3 exons. Gene Ontology annotation, molecular function: phosphodiesterase decapping endonuclease activity; snoRNA binding.
GGGGUCUCUCAGAUCGAUCAGCUGUUUCACUUUCGCAGGCAACGUGUUUUAAGAUGGAUGGUGUGUUAUACGAAGUUACGCAGGAUUUCUUAGAGAAAGAUAUGGAAGUAAUAUUUGAUGUUAACCGUUAUGAAGAAUACAAGCAAGCAGCUCAUUGUGCCAUUUAUUCUUUUUCCGAUAAAAAAGUCUUAUCCAAAUAUUCAGUGAAAGCAAAUGUUCUAAUGGUAAUGAGAUUUGAUGGAACAUUAGGAUUUCCGGGAGGAGAAAUUCCCGAGGGAGAGAAUAUUGUCGAUGGCUUAAUUCGAGAAUUGAAAGAAGAGAUUAAUUUUGACACGGAUAAAUAUCAGUUUUGCAAAGAAAAUUAUAUAUUCACUAUUGUAAAUCAUCAAGAAAAAUACUGUUUUCAUUUCUUUCGGUUGCGCAUGCUGCCUGAUGAAUAUUAUGAAAUGGAGAAGCGAGCUUUGUUAGCGGAGGACUAUGGAGAUGAAACUUACGGAAUAUUAAGGGUACCACUUUAUACAUUUAAUUCAAGCCGAGGAUUUCCAUCAUUUCUUCAAAAUAAUUUUAUUGAAAAUGCCAAAUUUCAAUUGCUUUACUUCUUAGGAAAAGAAAAGAUAUUACCUAUUGAUGAAUUAACUGAAGCUAUAAGAAAUGUUUAAUUUUAUAAAAAUAUU